Penicillium hordei is the source of this 1077-nucleotide messenger RNA. RefSeq lists its product as uncharacterized. The transcript has 3 exons. Lineage: Eukaryota; Fungi; Ascomycota; Eurotiomycetes; Eurotiales; Aspergillaceae. The coding region runs from base 1 to 1077 and encodes 358 amino acids. The record is from RefSeq and is a predicted model, not a curated record.
AUGGUCCGGCGGUCAACAUCAUAUCUGUGUGAACAUAAUAAUCAAAAUAGUCGUGAGCUCUGGAUGACGCAGGUCAUCCUGCUCAAUCAAUUGGCCUCGCGGUAUUCUGGGGUACCCGGGGGGGGGGGGGGGGGCGGCCUCGAAAUCGAGGAAUUGUUGCAAGCACUUCCUGUAACUUUAGCUCGUCGGAAACGUUUAUUCACGAGCUACCUGCCUCAGGAAAGGGUAUCUCAUCUUGACCUACCACUCUAUCAGAGAUGGCAGAUCCGGGCUCUUGACGAGGAGAGGCGACGAACCGGCUUUGCCAUCUGGACUCUGUUCCGCCUGGUGUCCGAUGCAGGCUGGACGGCAAUAUUGAGUAAGACAGGAGUACCCGGGAAAAGCGCUAUCUUGCAGCAACUUCUCAGUACUAUUGAAGAGAACCGCCGCCAGUCAUUGUAUUGUUCCCCUAAUGUCUCAGUUAUUGAUUGCACGGCAGCUGCGAAUGCGCCGCGACAAAUACUUGCUAUAACCUAUCACCAAAAGCAAGAUCUUCCAAUGAACGAGCUGAAGGCACUGGGCACUCAUCGAAUCAUAAUUUUCUCUGUGUUAAUAAUGAACAAUUCACCAAACAUGCCUUUGCUGUCGACCGGUUUGAAAUUUAAAUACAAACGAUACAGCGAUUGCGACUUGGGCCGACUACAACUGGAAUGGAGCUCCUCCCCUCGCAGGACAAGGCAAGCUGUUGUGUAUGCGGCCGACUUGUUUGACACUGUUCGAUCUACCUACUGCACGCAUUACUCCACAUCAGUACUUUUCUUCCAAUCGGCAUUGGUUUUGUGGCUAUACUCUGUUCUUUUGGGCCAGUCCCAAGACACCCCGCCUGACACGCCCUCUGUCAUCAUAGGGGCAUCAGAUUUUAAUAACUCGAAAGAGGGCCAGUGGGUUGAGACCGGCCGAGGGCGCAUCAAGAUGUCAGGCGUGGGGAACUUAUCGUCUCCAUCAGGUCUAGGAAAACUCUCGGACGAAUCGAUUUCCACAAUGAGGAACAUCAAGUGGUGGGGGAUUAGCAAGAUUUAUGAACAACUCUUGGUUUGA